AUGCAAGCCAUCACAGCAAGAACCCGAAAAAUCGUUUGCCUUCUGAAAAACUAUGAAGCUCAUGCCAAGGAGAUGAAAGGAUCAGUUCCAUCAAAUCCCGAAUUUUUCUUAAAACCAACCACUUCUAUUCAAUUAUAUCAAGAUCAUCAGAUGAAUAAUCAAAAUUGUAUUCAAGUUAGCUCCAUUUCUCAUCUCACCAAUGAUGUUCAUCAUGAAGUCGAAUUGGGAGUAGUCAUUGGAAAGAAAGGUAAAAACAUUUCGGAACAAGAAGCAUUUCAUCAUGUCAAGGGAUUUUUUAUUGCUUUGGAUAUGACAGCAAGAGAUUUGCAAGCCAAAGCAAAAAAUCAAGGAAAACCAUGGACUGUCGCUAAAGGUUUUGACACAUUUUGUCCAAUAGGUUCCGAAUUGUUAAGCCCAACAACCUUGAUUAAGGACGGUCGAUUGAUAAAUCUUGCACUUUUUUUAAAAGUUAAUGGAGUCAUGAGACAACAUGGCUACACUGAUGAUAUGGUUCAUAGUAUUCCAAAAUCCAUUGCAGCCAUCAGUGAAGUGAUGACUUUGGAGGAAGACGAUUUGAUUUUAACAGGUACUCCAGAAGGAGUGGCACAAGUCAAACCUGGAGAUGUCAUUGAAUUUGGAGUGGAGGGUCAUACCAAAACAUAUUCGUUCAAUGUUGUGUAA
Messenger RNA from Naegleria lovaniensis, 681 nucleotides. RefSeq lists its product as uncharacterized. The record is from RefSeq and is a predicted model, not a curated record. Gene Ontology annotation, molecular function: acetylpyruvate hydrolase activity. The transcript has 2 exons. The coding region runs from base 1 to 681 and encodes 226 amino acids. Gene Ontology annotation, cellular component: mitochondrion. Lineage: Eukaryota; Heterolobosea; Eutetramitea; Acrasida; Naegleriidae.